AUGUACCAAAGUGACGUGAAGCCCACCAACUUUCUGCAUCUCGCCAGCGCGCCACCUCCAGUCACAGCAGCAAUGUCGCCUGAGUCCUCCUCAACUUCAGCUGCCGCGGCUUAUAUGAUUACAGCCUCUACAGCCGCUUCUGGGCCCAAAUCACACUUUCUGUCACCCCUGUCCGCAGACUACUUUCAACAACUUCGGACCGUCCCUGAUGCCUGGCUAGCUCAACCAGAGACCUCAGGGCAACCUCCAUCAUCACAACAUCACCCCCAACAAAAUGCGUGGGAACCCCUUCCAGCCACGACAUAUUUCUCCCAACCUCAGCUGUCUCCCUCCUAUACGAAGUCUCGGCGAAGUCAGAUUCCUCCAUCGGGCAGCAAGCGAAGUGAUUCCGGUACCGUCACUGCUAUUGGUGGAAAGGCAGGUUUUAGAGGUCUGCGAGAUGGGAGGGAGGAGAGUUACGGAGUCACCAACGGUAGCGGUUCACCUAGAGACCCAGGAGGCACUCUAGAAACCAUAAAUGGAUCAGCUGCCACGGUGGCGGUUACCACAAAGAAGUGUCGUGUGUGUGGGGAUCGUGCAGUUAAUCACAAUUUUGGCCAACUUACCUGUGAGUCGUGUAAGGCCUUCUUCCGGAGGAACGCUCACAAGGUAGGUGCCAACAGCCUCGAAGUUUACUACUGA
This is a messenger RNA of Hydatigera taeniaeformis, 681 nucleotides long. The record is from the annotation of a GenBank genome assembly. NCBI's taxonomy places the organism in Eukaryota, Metazoa, Platyhelminthes, Cestoda, Cyclophyllidea, Taeniidae.